Melospiza melodia melodia is the source of this 709-nucleotide messenger RNA. It is a transcript of the gene UBE2M, whose product is annotated as ubiquitin conjugating enzyme E2 M. The record is from RefSeq and is a predicted model, not a curated record. Bases 53 to 604 code for a protein of 183 amino acids. The transcript is spliced from 6 exons. Lineage: Eukaryota; Metazoa; Chordata; Aves; Passeriformes; Passerellidae.
GCCCCGGGGGGGGCCCCGACCCGCCCCGGCCCCGCCGCCCCGGCCCGGCAGGAUGAUCAAGCUGUUCUCGCUGAAGCAGCAGAAGAAGGAGGAGGAAUCGGCGGGCGGCACCAAGAGCUCCAGCAAAAAGGCCUCGGCCGCGCAGCUCCGCAUCCAGAAAGACAUCAACGAGCUGAACCUGCCCAAGACGUGUGAGAUCGAUUUCUCAGACCAGGACGAUCUGCUGCACUUCCGCCUGCUCAUCUGCCCCGACGAGGGUUUCUACAAGGGCGGCAAAUUCGUCUUCAGCUUCAAGGUGGGGCAGGGGUACCCUCACGACCCGCCCAAGGUGAAGUGUGAGACGAUGGUGUACCACCCCAACAUCGACCUGGAGGGCAACGUGUGCCUCAACAUCCUCAGGGAGGACUGGAAGCCGGUGCUGACCAUCAACUCCAUCAUCUACGGCCUGCAGUACCUGUUCCUGGAGCCCAACCCCGAGGACCCCCUGAACAAGGAGGCUGCUGAGGUGCUGCAGAGCAACCGGCGCCUGUUUGAGCAGAACGUGCAGCGCUCGCUGCGGGGCGGCUACGUGGGAGCCACCUACUUCGAGCGCUGCCUCAAGUGACCCCAAAGCCGCCCUGAGGAGGGCAGGGACCCCCAGGAACCCAAUAAAACCUGCAGAGAAACCCCCCGAAAUAUCCCAAUAAAACCUGAGCAAAUCCCCUGAAAA